AUGGAUAUUGAUAGUCUUGAAAAGUGGAUGAGGGAUUGGGAAGAGAGGCAGAAAGCAGAAUGGGAAGCCAGAAUGGCGGACUUGGAACACCUGAUCAGGGAGGAGGUAAGAAAAGGAAUUAGGAAGGACAAAUGCGAGAGCUGUGAGAGAAGGAGGGAAGUAGAGGAAGAAACAAUAACCUGGAGGGAAGAACAAUUCAGGGAGAUGCAGGAAAGAGUGAGGCAAGCGGAGGAAGAGAUAGAGAACCUGGCUGGGCAAGUAAGGGAAUGGAAGGGGAUGGCGAAUUCGUGGAGGCUGAAAGCGGAGGAUCUUGAGCAGACACACAGGAGAAUACGAAGAGAGGAUAGGGAUGAAAGAGUGGAGAGGCAACCAACCCAAGUAGCCCCUGGAAUGGCGCCUGGGAGUUCCCUAGAGGGGAGGAUUCACUUGGACAUAGAGCAGAAAGGUGUCAGAGGCGAUGGAGGUCUCGACAAUCCGGAAGAGCAAAGAGGAAAUGAUGAUGCAGGUUUUCAGACUGAUGGAGGAGGUGGAGGAAGUUCUGAAGGGGAGGAGGAGGAGUAUGACUGGGCACAGGACGAUGCAAGGUACUGGGAGGAUGAGUACGAGGACGAGGAGGUUAGGGACGAAAAGGAGGCGGAAGUCCAAAAUUGGCUAGCUAAGGACUGGGAUGCGGAAGACAGGGAGAGAGAGGAGGCAGCAAAGUACUAUAAUCCUCCAUCGAAAGCACUGGAAGAGUAG
Messenger RNA from Diachasma alloeum, 738 nucleotides. Its product is annotated as golgin subfamily A member 6-like protein 22. The coding region runs from base 1 to 738 and encodes 245 amino acids. The record is from RefSeq and is a predicted model, not a curated record. Lineage: Eukaryota; Metazoa; Arthropoda; Insecta; Hymenoptera; Braconidae. The transcript has a single exon.